This is a messenger RNA of Paramacrobiotus metropolitanus, 2175 nucleotides long. Its product is annotated as vacuolar protein sorting-associated protein VTA1 homolog. Lineage: Eukaryota; Metazoa; Tardigrada; Eutardigrada; Parachela; Macrobiotidae. The transcript has 2 exons. The record is from RefSeq and is a predicted model, not a curated record. Gene Ontology annotation, biological process: late endosome to vacuole transport via multivesicular body sorting pathway. The coding region runs from base 696 to 1664 and encodes 322 amino acids. Gene Ontology annotation, cellular component: multivesicular body.
GAUUGAGCCGCCUAUGAAAACGUACGUGGUGCAUAACUUUUGAACUUUAUCUACCUUCGAACUUUCGAGUUCAAAACUUACUGCUUCCAGAUAUCUUCCAGUUCUAUGAAUCUACUCAGUCUAGUGAGAUUGCACGUGCACUGGAAUUCUGGAAUUUAUAAGUACAGUACUGCACAUUCCGCGAUGAUGUAUCCGUGCUAUUAAACAUCGAAGUUGUCUGCGAGUACGUGCUACGCACACUGACCAGUGAGAAACCUUUCAAGUAUCAACCUCCUCCAAGUGUAGACUACACCAUGGUCUGUAGUGUGGUGUGCUAGGAAGCUACCUCAUUCAGUUGACUCAUCCGAUCAACUUUCAAUUUUAAUAAAAAUUAAUUGAUUUUCCCAGUUAGAACUUUGAAGUGAUGUUACUGUUGCUCCUAUUUUAAUUCGCUUGUGUCCGGAGUUCACGUGACAGCAUGGAGUAAAAGUGUUUUCGCGAUUUGUUGGGCUGCGAGCUUUAGUGGCAUUGUGUUUUGCGGAAAAAUAAGAACCUUUUAAUUUCUGUUUCGUUUAAAGGUUUGAUGGUAUUAGAAGUUUUAGAACCUGUCUUAAGAAUUAAGAUUUUGGACUGUUAGUUGGUUUCUUGGUAUCAAAAACUGCAAGGAAACUGGGAAAGGGAUUACCGCACAGGUUACUGACAGGCUACAAUAACAAAUGGCAGCUUUGGCGAAUUUACCUGCGUGCCCGGAUAAUUUAAAACCCAUGCUGCACUACAUCAAAGCAGCUGUGGAGCACGACAACCGCGAUCCUGUUGUAGCCUACUGGUUGCGCUAUCAUGCUGUGCAGCUGGGCAUUCGUAUCGACAGCAAAAGUAAACCAGCCAGCUUGUUUAUAUCCGGUGUGCUGAACCAUCUGGAAAGCACUAAGAAAUCUCAGAAAGGUAAUGAAGCCAUCACUAAUGACAUGGUAGCUCAGGCGCACAUCGAAAACUACGCGCUAAAGCUGUUUAGUUGGGCGGAUGCACAGGACCGCGCUGGACAUUUUGACAAAAAUGUUAUCAAGGCGUUUUACACUGCCGGGUUAUUGUUUGAUGUGCUGGCGGUUUGGGGAGAAGUAAGUGAUGAUGUCGCUCGUCAGCAGAAGUAUGCGAAAUGGAAAGCCGCUUAUAUUCAUAAUUGUCUGAAAAACGGGGAAGUCCCCGUUCCCGGACCGUUGGCUGAAGGCGGUGACGGGGAAGCGAACGAAGAUCCUGGUUCCAUUAAUGUUAAUGUGCCGUCAUCACAAAUCCCGGGUCAGAAUGUCCCAUCGUUUUCCACUGGAGGAAGCAUGCCAUCCCCGGAGAAGCCAUCUUUCCCGCCUGGUCCGACAUAUGGCAGUGAUUUCGGGAAUUCCGCUAAUCCCAGUACGUUCCGAACGGAUUUUCCGCCUGCUAAACCACCUAGCACAUUGCCGGUUGCUCCUCCAAGAGCGUCUGUUCAGACACCAUCACCUUCUGCUGAACGAAGAGGCCAUGUAUCAGUGGUAACUAACCCAGCGGGAAUUCCGUUAUCUUCAGACGACAUAGCUCGAGCGCAGAAAAACAUGAAACAUGCUGGAAGUGCAUUGCAGUUCGACGAUGCGGCCACUGCUAUCGACUUACUGGAGAGAACGCUGCGAUUACUGAAAACGGGACGGGAAGAGUGAUGGACUGAUUUUAUCCGGACACGGGACGGCUUUUAUUUUGUUAGUUUGCCGAGUUCAUAACCGCAUUAGCUUUCUUGGGUUAUUUGCAUGGGCUCGGGCCGUUCGGCAUGAUUUUCUGUUAUGUAAUUUGGUUAAGUAUUAAUAUACGUACAUAGUAGAUUCAUUAGAUUGGUAUUCUGUGUCACUGUGUCGGCUAAUGGCUGUCAAGCGUGCCAUUAGUUUUAAACAACUAUUUGCCGCCGAUUCGUAUGUUCCAUUUUUAUCGUCUACUGUCUUGUAAUCCACCUUCCAAAUCAACCAGAAAUUGCUUGUGCAGAUAUUGCGUUUUUCAACGCAAAAAGAUUCUGAAACUUUUAGAGAGUACGCGUAUGCGGUGUGCGCUGACUCGUUGAUUCGGUUAAGUAAUACUUGCUAAUAGCAUUAGCAUUUUUUAAGUACUUUUUACCAGUUAUGACUUUAUAAUAGGUAAUUAAUUAUGAUUUAAUUGUACUGAUGACCAUGGUCCAUGAUG